UUAUAGGCGGUAGAGGCGAGAGACUGACUGGCCGUGGGUGUUAUUGAGUAACAGCGAUAAGACUACAACCGAUAUUAUAAUAUUGCGUGGGGUGCUGACAGUGUGCUGGCUGCCGGGUGAGUGACGAACACUCCUCCUCCUCUCCUGCUGGUGCUGUCCUCGGCGUGUGUGUGUGUGUGUGAGUCGCCCAUUUACACGCCCAGUCGUCAUUAGUAAUACCCACCCUUAUCACCCGCCCACAAGAUAAGCCCAAUAUUACCCAUUUUAACCCAACUCUCUAACUAGACCGCCCACUAUGAGGGUGUGGGCGGUCGUAGUGAUAUGGGCGAGUGGUGGGGUGAGUUUAGCAGCACCAGGCCCGUCCAUUACUACACAGAGUGAGACGCCCGACUUGUGGGACGCCGCCAGACAAACAUCGAGGGACACCCGCCUUGGUAUCCAUUACGACAAAAGAGACACUCUACGUCUACAAGGACACCAGCAAGAAACUGAGGGUGAUGGAAGCCUCGCGUCGGCUCAACAAGUAACUGUCAUCACCAGCCAAGUUUCUGGUGCCCAGGACCCCGUCACCAAUCCCCUAGAGAUCCCUGGGCUCUUCCGGGGCGCCAAGUUACCCAGGGGCAUCGUGGUGAAGACGGUGGACGAGAGAGAGAAAGAGGAGAAGGAGACGGAGGAGAAGAAGUACGGUUCACACACGUUCUCAGACGGGCCCGUGCGAAGUGAAACAUAUUCCGUAGCUUCGAAACUUAAGCAAGACAAGGCCGUAGUAACUGAGGAUAUUUCGAAUGUCACCCAGAAGACGGCUCUCUUUACAACUGAAACAGAUCCGAGCUCGAUUACGGCUCUAGAUGGCGAGGAGAUGACGUCCUCCAGUGAAGCAGCGAGUGAACUUUUGAACACAACAAGUGAAUCUUCGACCACAACAAAUGAAUCUAUGACCGCAUCAAGUGAAUCUUUGACCACAACAAAUGAACCUUUGACCACAACAGAUGAACCUUUGACCACAACAAAUGAACCUUUGACCACAACAGAUGAACCUUUGACCACAACAAGUGAACCUUUGACCACAACAAAUGAACCUUUGACCACAACAGAUGAACCUUUGACCACAACAGAUGAACCUUUGGCCACAACAAAUGAACCUUUGACCACAACAGAUGAACCUUUGACCACAACAAGUGAAUCUUUGACCACAACAGAUGAACCUUUGGCCACAACAGAUGAAUCUUUGACCACAACAGAUGAACCUUUGGCCACAACAAAUGAACCUUUGACCACAACAGAUGUACCCUUGACCACAACAAAUGAACCUUUGACCACAACAAAUGAACCUUUGACCACAUCAAGUGAACCUUUGACCACAACAAAUGAAUCUAUGACCACAACAAAUGAAUCUAUGACCACAUCAAGUGAAUCUUUGACCACAACAGAUGAACCUUUGACCACAACAAGUGAACCUUUGACCACAACAGAUGAACCCUUGACCACAAAUAAGUGAACCUUUGACCACAACAAGUGAUACUACAACCACAUCGAACAAUAUAUCCACUAAAUCAAGUACUAUAACGACCACAUCUACAUAUCCAACCACCACUACCACUCCACCACCACCACCCACCACCACCCCACCAACACCCACCACUACCACCACACCUUCGUCUUACGGAGUACUCACAACAGGUCAGGUGGUUGGCAUCGCGAUAGGCAGCGUGUUUGUGAUCACUAUGGUAGGUGGCGGGGCCUUGGUAUGGUUUAAAUUAGGUGAAAAGCUGUGUUGGGCGAGGAGACGAAACUAGGUGAAGGUGUCUUGAUGCAUCUGUGUUUCAGGAGUAGGUGGGUUAGAUUACCUGUAUUUUAGGUGAAGGUGGGUUAGAUUACCUGUAUUUUAGGUGAUACAAUCCCACCUAAGCAAAAAUUAUUCCACCAGGACAAAAUCACCUACCUGGACAAAAUCAUCCCCCGAACAAAAUCACCUAUCUGGACAAAAUUAUUCCACAGCGACCAAAAGAAAAUUAGAUGAAGCGAGAGAAAGCAGAUGAAAAAGUCGAAAGUAGACGAUAUAUUAGUAGAUAAAGAGGAGUAGGCAAUAGAUAAAGGGAGUAGAAAGUAGAUAAUGAGGAGUAGAUAAUAGAUAAAGGGAGUAGAUAGUAGAAGGUAGUGUUGUAAAUUAUUGUAAAUGAAUUGAGGUUUACUUCAUCCAUUAAUUUACUGUACUAUAAUAGUUCUUGUAAAUUUAAUUGGUUGAAGUGUAAAUCAAACUUAAUUGUAAAUCAGAAUUAAUUGUGUAAUUCUAACUUAUUCAAAUAGGUGAAUUAAAUUUAAGUGUUGAUAAGAUUGUAAAUUGAGAUUAAUUAAUUGUAAAUCAAAUUAACUAACUGUAAAUCAACAUUGUUUUUAUUGUUAAUUUAUUUACUUGAAAAACAAUAAUUAAUAUGUUAGUUUAAAUUAGAGAUA
Homarus americanus (American lobster) is the source of this 2454-nucleotide messenger RNA. RefSeq lists its product as uncharacterized. Lineage: Eukaryota; Metazoa; Arthropoda; Malacostraca; Decapoda; Nephropidae. The transcript has 4 exons. The record is from RefSeq and is a predicted model, not a curated record. Bases 296 to 1498 code for a protein of 400 amino acids.